Drosophila erecta is the source of this 2872-nucleotide messenger RNA. RefSeq names its product trichohyalin (gene twy). Gene Ontology annotation, biological process: cilium assembly; establishment of epithelial cell polarity. Bases 40 to 2835 code for a protein of 931 amino acids. The record is from RefSeq and is a predicted model, not a curated record. Lineage: Eukaryota; Metazoa; Arthropoda; Insecta; Diptera; Drosophilidae. The transcript has 3 exons. Gene Ontology annotation, cellular component: ciliary basal body; ciliary transition fiber; centriole.
UGUUAUAAUCUCUCAUGAAGAGUAUUGGUAUAAUCCACAAUGAAUUUCAACGACGAUCCACUGGCUGAACUGCUCAGCGAUAAUAGCCUGGAUAAUGACAACUUCUUUGAGACGCCAGCCGGCGUGGGUCACAAGAAACCAGCAAAAUUGGGGAAGCCAAAGGGAAAACUGGAGGAUUUGUUUGGGAUUCAGGAGGAGACGGAGGCCGACGUGCAGGGUCAGGGAACGGGUGCCAGGAAAGCCACCAUCACGCCGAGAAUUGUAAAGCAGAAGCCCUCUAUCUCACUGGAUGAUGAUCUCGUCGAGGAUGAUGACUUGGGCUUCGAUCCCAAGCGACCCAAGAGUGGCGGCGCCAAGAGGAGCCUCUUCGAUGAUCUGCUGACCAGCAACGCAGAACCCAAGAAGAACAUCUUCGAUGAUAUUCUGGCGGGAGACGCCGUCAAACGUCCGGCUACGAGCAAACCAUCAAUGUCCCGCCAAUCCACGGACACCACCACGGAUAACUCGCAGGCGAGGCCCAAAACUUCCACUGGUAGAAGAAGCUCGGCGCAAUCGGCCACUAUUAAUAUGAAUGCCGAUCCGUUGGGUCUGUUUGGGAGGGAUACAAAUGCUACUGUUUCGGGAAUGUCCACUCCCGUUUCCAGAAAACGGGGAACCACGGCGGAUUGGUUGGGUCUGGAGCAGGAGCCGGAGCCGGAGCCGGAUCAGCGAACCAUUACACCCAAGGCGCAGACCCCCAAGGCGCAGCCCUCAAGUGAAAGUCCCUCGAAGAAUACAGCUGACAUCCUGCGCCUUGCCGACUCCGAUGAGAACGAUGUGGAGCAGGAGGCAGAAAUGCCCGUCGUUCCCGCUCCAUCAUCCGUCGUCACUGCAGCUACUCAGAAUAUCCUCAUGCUGAGCAAUCUCAACCUGGAGAGCAACCAUAAAUUCAAUGCCUUGCAGCAGCAAGAGGCUCAGUUGGUGAUCGCCGCCCAAAUGAAGAACCAAGAGAGGACUCUAUUGGAGAUGCAGCGUCGCCAAGAAGAUCAGGAUCGAAAAUUCCAGGCAUUAAUCCAACAGCAACUGCAGCGACAGCAGCAAAUGGAGGAACACAUAAAAGGCCAGCAGGAGCGCAUCAAUAUGCACCUUCAGCUGAUGAUGUCGCAGCCUGUGCAUGUCCAGCAAGCGGUUACCGCACCAUCGGCCGUUGAGAAACCGGAAACGGAAACGAAGGAGCCCAGCAAGCCGGCCAGUCAGGAACAGGAGCACUUGCUGCUGCUCGAAAUAGAUGCCAAGCGCAAUCUGCUGGAGAAACAGCGACUCGAUGAGCUGGUGGCCAACAUGAAGGUCAACUAUGAGCAGGAGAUCGAAAUGAUCGAUACUUCAUAUAAAAAGCAAAUUAAGGUGCUGGAGGAGCACUUGUCCGUCGUAGAGAAACGACUCAAAGACGAGAACAGCGAGUUACGGCAGUACUACAUCGACAAACUGGAGAAGCAGAAGGAGGACUACGUGGAGCAGAUCUCUAACCUGCGACAGGAUCAUGAGGAUGAGGUGCGCAAGCUGCGUCAAUCCCACGAGCUGGACCUCGAGGGUAUUCGUCAGGCCAAGAUGGUGGAGUUGUCGGCGGUGCAGGAUCAUGGAAAUUAUCUGGAGACACUUCGUCUGGCCUCCAGCAAUCUUCAAGAACUUCGCGACGGAAUGAGUGACAACCAGGAAAAGGAACGGCAGUUGGAGGCGCGAGAACGUCGCCUGGCCGACCAGGAGAGGCGUUUAAAGAUGGACGAGGAGACGGCCGACGAGGAGAAGCGCCGCCUGAUGGAACUGGUGAGCACCUUGGAGCUGCAGCUGGGCCGUCUGUCAAAGGACUCCGCCGAGGAGAACUGGCAGCUCCGUCAGCGAAUGUCCAGUUUGGAAGCGGAGCGCAAGGCUUUCGAGCGCGAAAAGGAAUUCCACCGCGAGCAAAUGCAGCGGGAUGAGAAGCGUGUGGAGGAUCUUAAAUCCCUGCAGCUUGCGGAGAUGGAACGACUGCACCACGAUCUCCAGCAGGAGCGCAAUCAACUGGCAGUGGAACGCCAGCAGAUGGAACUAAAACAGCAGCUCAAUGAGCACGGCGAUCCAGACAGGGAUCGCCGCGAGCUGGAGGCCCAACUGCAGGUGGCCCGCGAAGCCAUUCGGCGGGCGGAUGAGGAGCGGGAUCGCUGCCACAAGCUGCAGCGCGAAAUAGAGCAGCGCAAGCGGCUUCUUCUGGACAAAGAGAACGCCCUGAAUCUCAAGGAGGACGAACUGGGCCAAGCCACCGGCGCCUAUCGCCUGGCCACCAGUCGCCAACACUUGGCCGAGCAGAAGGCUCGGGAGGCGGACCAGCUGCUCCAGGCCAAGCUCAAAAUAAUGGCCAAGCGGGCCCAGGAAAUCGCCGAAAAGGAGGCCCAGCUGGCCCACGAACGAAUGCUAGUGGCGCAGGAUCGCAUUGCACUGGUCAAUCUGAAGAAGCAAAUUCUUCGCAGCAGAUGUGCCAUCUGCAAGAUGGGUGCGGAAUCGGCGGAAAUUGCCCAGCGAAGGGCAAAUGGAAAUACUGCAGCAGCCACCGAUCUUCAACUGCCCCAAAUGACGCCCAGUCAUGCGGAACUCCUCCUUAAAAUGUCCCAGGAACCGGGACAGGUCCAGAGUGACAUUGUGGACCGCAUGCUGGACGAGAACAUCGAAGCCUCCUACCGCAGGAUGUACAAUGCGCCGCCCAGUAGUUCCCUCGACGAUCCAGACUACGGAGCUGGUGGGCUGGACGACGACUCCAAGGUGGCCAUGGAUCACGGCAGGAACCUGGAUCUGGAUGAAGCAUUUUUGGCGAACUAUAAAUAACAAUUUUCUAUAGCACAAUGAAUGGACUUUUGCAAUA